AUGAGGUCAAUGAUUAAAAUUCUUCAUAUUCUUUCUUCAACUCCCAUCUCUACUCCUUUGAGUUCCAUUCGCAAUAUUCUUCAAGUGUUCCUUGAUUAUCCUAAUAGAGAGGCCCACUUUGUAAUUGGACCGAAUGGCUAUGGUAAUUUUGACAACUUUAUUUCUUCAUAAAUAAAUCCUAAAUUUUAGAAUUAGUUAUCCUAUCUAAACUCCACAAAAUGGCCCAAUAUUGAAGUAGGAUUUCAAAAUGUUAUUGCGAAAUUUUGUGCACAAUCAAUUAGAUUGUAAACCCAUUUUGGUCUUUUUUUUCUCAAUAUCCUUUAAGUUUCCAAAAAUAUUUAUCUUACUUUUUUUUUUAGGAAUUUAAAAAUUAAGCAGAGGUAUUGUUGUGAAAUGAAUACUGCAUAUGUUGAUAAAACUUAAUAUUAGCUAUCUUUAGUUGAUUUUCAUAAGAAUGAUUCUAAUUCCCACUAACAUAUUCAGAAAUAACAAGUCAAAAAAAUUUAUUGUCAAUAUUGA
Molecule: messenger RNA, 519 nt
Organism: Paramecium octaurelia
Lineage: Eukaryota; Ciliophora; Oligohymenophorea; Peniculida; Parameciidae
Source: the annotation of a GenBank genome assembly